Molecule: messenger RNA, 4392 nt
Organism: Penicillium canescens
Lineage: Eukaryota; Fungi; Ascomycota; Eurotiomycetes; Eurotiales; Aspergillaceae
Exons: 3
Coding region: 1-4392 (1463 amino acids)
Biological process (GO): pteridine-containing compound metabolic process; chromatin remodeling; negative regulation of transcription by RNA polymerase II
Cellular component (GO): nucleus; chromatin
Molecular function (GO): ATP-dependent chromatin remodeler activity; DNA binding; ATP hydrolysis activity
Source: RefSeq, a predicted model, not a curated record
AUGCUGGAGUAUCUUGACGACUCCGCAUCUCUUACCUCAGCAAUCACUCGCGGCGACAACCAAACCAGCCACAGGGCUGAGCUCACCGGAAGCUCAGACAACAACACUACAAAGAUGUCUUUCGAAAUCAUACUCCCAAAGAUUGACAAUCCCGAGCAGUAUGAAUAUCUACCGGGUCACUUCACGGCGCACCGCGUUCUCGGAAUUGACACAACGUCCAAUGAGCGAAGGCUCACAGUGCGAAUGAAAAGUGGCGAACUUCUGACAAUGACCGUCAAUCGCCUCAAGAACCAAAGCAAUGGCUCCCAAGCACUUCGUGAAUUCCAACAAACGUUCCGUGAAUCACAGAGCCCGGAUCCUAUCGCCUUGCACAGGCCACGCACUUUGAGUCGCUUUGGCGGCGAUGCACCUGACGACAGUGAUUCUGGCAUAGAUUGGUCGGUUGGCUUCGGAGGUCCCAGGGCUAGGCAGCGGCGAGCAGCAACAGGGGCCUCAUUUGCAGCGUACUAUCACAGUGACGACGAAAGCGAAGAUGACACUAAAAGUGGUUUUGAAUACGAUGAACCCUCAGACGAUGAAAGUGAAGAUAUUGAAGAUGGUCAUGAUGAAGAUGAUGAACCAAAUGACGGUCGUCGCCGCAGGUUGAGAAGGCGCGCGAAGAACAGAGCUCUUAUCCGGGGAUCUUCUGAAGGGUCGUUUGCCUCCACAAAGGGAACACGAGCUUCAAUUCGCGUGCGAAAGUCCACUCGAGGCAAUCUGCAAGAACGAGAUGAGAAUGACGAAUAUUCGGAAUUCGAAGAAGCAGCAAAGCCCCUGAAGUACUCCGGCGCGAAGGAAACCUUCCAUGCUCUUCCGGAAUACGCUGAAUUCAGAGUUCGUCACAACGAAGCCUGUAAGCUUUGCGAUGGUUAUGAUGAUAAUACUGAAAAAGGACCAUUGGUGUUCUGUCAGGGUUGCACCUCAACCUUCCAUCAUUCUUGUCUUGGACCUCGAUCAGUUCGGAAACAUUUAGUCACCAAGGUUGACGAGGGCGUAUUCGUUCUUCAAUGCAGCUAUUGUGUGGGAGCUGCCACAGAACGACAUGACCUAGUUCCUCACUUAGGCCACUGCGUUGUGUGCAGGACGGAAGGCCCUAUGUCAAAGCCUUUGCGACAGCGUCUUACACCUCGGGAAGAGCAAGAACUGCGACAAGCGAAUGGUGGCACCGACCCAAUCACCACUAUUGAUAUGUCCCGUGUGAAUAACAUUGACAACAUCAUGGUCAGGUGCACCACUUGCGAAAGAGCAUUCCAUUUCAAUCAUCUUCCAGGUGAUGGCGAACAAGACCCUACCCAACUUCCUAGUGACGGCUGGCAAUGCAAGGAUUGUUCCGAUACCCCUGCUGACAUAGGUAGUUUGGUCGCAUGGCGGCCUAUUGACCCCAAUUCCAAGAACAACUUAGUUGAAAUCAAAGCAGAGAUUGAUAAAGAAUACCUCGUCAAGUGGAAAGGCAAGUCCUAUUUCCGUGCCACCUGGAUGCCCGGAGACUGGGUCUGGAAAAAGGCCGUCACGGCAACGCUCAAAUCAUUCUUCCGGCAUCCCAGGGCUAUCAAACCCAUUCGGACCACCGAGGAGGCAAUUCCCGAAGAUAAUCUGCGAGUUGACGUCGUGUUCAAGGUAAAAUACUUGGAUGAGGCCAGGCUCCCUGACGAUACAACAAAUCCCAAAAUGAUCAAAACUGCAUAUGUCAAGUACAAAGGGUUGCCUUAUGAAGACUCGGUUUGGGAAGAACCUCCGAGUGACACGGAACGAUUGGAAGACUUCAAGAUAGCUCUUGAUGACUGGGUUCUUCGAGACGAGAUUCAUCCUCCACAGCUAAGCGUACUCAAGAAACGUCUUGUGGUUGCCCGUUCCAAGAACUUUGAAGAGAGCCUCGUGUUGCGAACACAGCCAGCGCUUGUUAUCGGAGGUGAACUCAUGGAGUACCAAAUGGACGGUGUAAACUGGCUUUACUACAUGUUCCUUCAGCGAACAAAUGCUAUUCUUGCUGAUGACAUGGGACUUGGAAAAACCAUUCAAGUUUUAACUUUCUUCGCGGCUUUGAUUGAAAACCACGAGUGUUGGCCGUUCUUGGUCGUCGUUCCCAAUUCAACAGUCCCGAACUGGCGGCGCGAGAUCAAGACGUGGUCACCCAAGGUCAAGGUUGUCACAUGGUACGGAAGUGCCUUUGCUCGUGAAACCGCCAGGAAGUUUGAGAUGUUCAACGAAAAUGGAGAAAUGUGUUGCCAUGUUGUCGUUGCAUCCUACGAGAGCAUGAUUGACGAUGAUGCAAAGCGUGUUCUUGGUAAAGUCGAUUGGGCCGGCCUAGUAGUCGACGAAGGACAACGCCUCAAGAGCGACAAGACCCUGCUUUAUGAUCGCCUGUAUCAUAUGGACUUCGGCUUCAAGGUUCUUCUUACCGGCACACCCCUUCAGAAUAACAUUCGCGAACUGUUCAACCUGCUGCAAUUCCUUGAUCGCAGCAAAGAUGCCGAAGCUCUGGAGGAACAAUAUGGAGGAGCCCUUGACCGGGAGGCCAUUCGGGAGCUCCACAGCAUGAUCCGACCCUGUUUCCUGCGUCGCACCAGAACAGAGGUCUUGCCUUACCUUCCCCCGAUGGUGCAGAUCAUCAUUCCGGUUUCCAUGUCGGUUGUGCAGAAGAAGCUGUACAAGUCGAUCCUUGAGAAGAAUCCCCUCCUCAUCAAAGCCAUUUGCAAGAGGCAAUCUGGUCCAGUGCCGAAGAAGGACCGGCAGAACUUGAACAACAUCUUGAUGCAGUUGCGGAAAUGCCUCUGUCACCCCUUCGUAUACAACCAAGAUAUCGAGGAACAAACUUAUGAUGUUGAAGAUUCUCACAAGCAGUUGGUCGAAGCAUCUGGCAAGCUGAAGUUGUUGAACUUGAUGCUUCCCCGGCUUCACCAGCGUGGAAACCGAGUCCUAAUCUUCAGUCAGUUCUUGCGGAACUUGGACAUAGUUGAAGACUUCCUCAAUGGGCUUGGGCUGAAGUUCCGUCGUCUGGAUGGAGGUAUGGCCUCAAGAGAUAAGCAGAAGCAAAUUGAUGAUUUCAACGCACCUGAUUCCCGGUACUUUGCUUUCCUGCUGUCGACGCGAUCUGGUGGUGUUGGUAUCAACCUUGCCACUGCAGACACUGUUAUCAUCAUGGAUCCUGAUUUCAACCCGAAGCAAGAUAUGCAAGCUUUGUCGCGUGCCCACCGAAUUGGGCAGAAGAACACCGUUCUUGUGUUCCAUCUGGUGAUGCGUGCGACCGUGGAAGAAAAGAUCAUGCAAAAGGGCAAGAACAAAAUGGCUCUUGACCAUGUGCUCAUCGAUCGUAUGGACGUCGAUGAUGAAGAGGAAGACCUGGAAUCUAUCUUGAAGCACGGUGCUCAGGCGUUGUUUAACGAUGACAAUUCUGCUGAUAUUCAAUACGAUGCCGACUCCAUUGACAAGCUUUUGGACCGGAGCCAGGCUGAACAGACAGAAGAGAUUGCCAAUGAGGCAGGUUCGAGUUCGGCUUCAGGAGAACAGCCACAAUUCAAUUUUGCCCGGGUUUGGCAAAAGGACCGUGGCACAUUGGAUGAAGUAGUGGAGACGGAAGAUGUACCUGUGGAUAUCACGACCUGGGAAAGGAUUCUUCAGAAGCGAGAGCGUGAAGCUCAAGAGGAAAUCAAUCGUCAAGCCGAGGGACUGGGACGAGGUAAACGAAAGCGGGCGAAAAUCAGUUACAACAGUCGUCCGGUGGAAGAAGACUACCGGGGAAGCUCCAGCCCUCCUCCUGAGCCACUUGCCAAAAUGCGCAAGUCAGCCCACGAGGAAGACACUGAAUUCCAGGCGCGUGACAACGACGCCGACGAGAGUGAUUCCGAUGCGGACAUGCACAUGGGUGCCGACAUGGAUGAUCUAGAUAUUGCCCCAAAGGCGCCAUCCCGCGAAUUCCGCCGCGUGGAAUCACCUCCUCCCGUCCGACAAAUGGGUACCGAUGGCGCAUCGGACCUAUACCCUUCAUGUGUUGCCUGCAAGCAACACCAUGUGCCUGGUUCUUGCCCACUGCGCCGAGUGGGAUAUGAAUUCUGCGGACUUUGCGGUGUGGCGCAUUUCUCUAGCCGGCGGGUGUGCCCACACCUGCAGUCCGUAGUCCAGGUGGAGCGGAUGUUGGCCGCGCUAAAGGCUAGCAAGGAGGACUCGGUCCUCAUCAACAGUGCCUAUACGUACCUCUUGGGUGUUUUGUCCUCCACUGCGCAAGCCGAGCGCAAGAGGGCAGCUCAGCUAGCAUACCAUCAGUUAGCGGUCACUCCGGCCUCGCAUCGUCCUGAGGUGGGGCUACAGAUUGUAGACCUAACUGGGGGGAGCACUGCUCUCGAUGGUGAGCCGUAA